AUGGCCAAAGGAGACAGCGCAUCGGAGCGCAUGCAAGAGGACCAGCAGUUGAUGCAGAGGCUCGGGAUCUACCCCGUUUAUAAAGAUGAAGCUUUUCCAGUACAUCUUUCCCACACGUUUGAGCAAGUCAAAGAAUCUAGAAGAUUCGAGUACUUGACCUAUACGACGGAUGCUUCUUGGGAAUCUCCGCAUCAUUUGGUUUGGCGAAAAGAGACGAAAUGCCGUGCGAAAAGGAUUGCAGAUACCGCUGCAAAGCUCAAAGAGGAGACAGUGAACGAGAUGGAAUGGCGACUCCGCAUAGAGGAGCUGGUGUUGUUUCGGUUCAGGGUCGAGAGCGAGUGUUCUAACCCGUUCAGCCCGGAUUGUUCCUCCGAGACUCGUCCUAGAAGACGGUGGAGAUCGGACGUAGAGGCGAUAAUCAGAGGCCCCAGCCUAAUCGCCAAAAAUCUGGAGGAUAGACGAAGAAAUCGGGAACCAUGUAUAUGUGGUCCAGAGGCAAGAGAAAUGAGCUUGUCGAAGCUGCGUAAGAGGCGACCAGAUCGAAUCCUAGGGUUCCAGCACACUGAUCAAUUCGAUCACCGACUCGAUGAAAUUGCUUACAAGUUGCAAGACGAGGCCGGAAUCAAAACCAUCCGGGAAAUGGUUGAGACUACCGUUGCAAAGCACAAGAACAAACUCCUUCUGUUCCCGUUUUUAGUCAUCGAGGCUAAAGCGGAGGAUGGAGAAGGACCACACGCUUGUGACAUUCAGACGGCUUUCCCAAUCUGGAAGAUGCUCAAGAUACAAGAAGAGCUUCAGGAUAAGACCGGAAAGAGUCUAAAUUAUGGAGGUCCCUUGUUAUGGUACAUUUCGUACCAGGGAACAAACUGGGAAGUAUCUGGCUGCUAUACUGCGGAAAGAAACGGGAAACCGUCCUAUCAUAUUCGAAAUCUUUGGCAUGGUCACGUGAAUGAAGAUGACGGGGCUCUGCAAAUCCUCCUAAUAAUUGAUUUCAUCUUUGAUUGGGCUCGCGAUGUUUACAGGCCCGCGAUCAUCAGCCAGUUGAGAACUCUUUCGGGUCAUCAAGAGGAUACCUUGAGUGCACUGGCCGACAAUGACAUCUGCUCAUUAGCAGGAGACGAGCGGACGAAUCAAAUUGAGAAGUGGAGAGGCUCUAUUCAAUAUCCUGUUCAGACCAACACAGAGGACGACCGUAAUAUUGAAGCAUGGGGUUCGCUCGAUUCUAAACUCGGCCCCGGACUCGGGGUUUUCCGGCCUGCGUGGAUCAUUGAAUCAGUCUUCCAAUGCCUUUAUGUGACUAAACACAACGUCAAGGACUUGCUGAACUCUAUUCCAAAGGGACGUACGCCGAAUUCAUUGGCGACCAAAGCCGAAAGCUCUUUGUUCCAAAACCAUGUUCUUAUCUCGGAAGAUGUACUCAGCACUAUGGAAGAGAUUUGGACUCACAAAGCUAGACGGCAGGAAACCCACGGCAUUUCGGAAGAAGAGAAGCUUUUCGCCACAAUCAUAUACCAUACCGAGAUUUCCAGCACCUGGGAGCCGCGAAGAUGUAUAAGCUGUGCUGUAUUUGACAGAGAGGCUCUUGAUGAGCUUCGGUCUUUUACAAAACGGAAGGGCCGCAGAGCUGCUCUUCUUAAUGCAAAGGAAUUCAGCAGAGAGAAUGCGGUGAAUUUGCUGCAUGGCCUACAGCGCUUGAAUAUCGAAGCCAGUCUAGCAGCAGCGAUUGCUUGCAGGAGACAGCACCUUCGCGAAAUAGCGGUGACUCCUUCCUCGAAACAAUGUCCAACCUUUGAAUUCGUUGAUACACACUCCGUUGAUACAUGUCAACCAGUGGUCCUUGCUGAGUGUGAAUUGAUAUCCCCGAUAUAUGAGUGGAGGAAGAUUGCCAGCAGUCCUAAAGAGCCGGCAGACUCAUACCUUCGCUUCUCACGACACUCCAAUUCUCUAGAAGAUACACUCGCGGUUCCGACUGUCUCAUCUUAUUUCUUGGAUUCUGCGCCUUCAAAGAACGAGAAAUACAUUUUGGUCCAUCAGAACAGAGGAGAUAGGAGGUGGAUCAGCAACUGUCUUUGUUUGUACCAAAUCAAACCUACGGAAGGGCCACCGAGUAAGAAAGAGCUUGCGAAAGCUCUGUGGAGAGCAUGCAAAGACGAUAUUGUGCAUUCCCUGGGAGGCUACAAUAAUUGGAAGGCACUGCAGAAACUCAAACCAGCAACGCCUGGAGAGCCUCAAAAAGCAUGGAAUAUCGCAGGAAAAUGGCUGGAGGAACUACAACCACUUCUUCCAGAAACAGACAAUAUCGAGGCUUCAGGUCCAGCAAUUAGGCCCGUGGAUACGCUUGUGGGUGGGGACCGUCACAGCUCCAACCCAGCAAACCCCAAAACUUCCACUUCAUCAUUUCAGGCAUUGCCUGCAAUCUGCACCUCUAGCGAUGCUGUAAACCAAACAAACAUUGCAUUACCAGAUUCUGCAGUUUCGGAGAUACCUAGCUCAGGACUUGAGGAGGAUGACGAUGCAGAGUUGACGGCUACACUCCACAAGUCGGUUCUCACAUACUUCGCGGAGAAAGGUGCCGAGAAUCCGCACAAUGCUUCUGAAGAACCAAUGGUCCAGAAAAUACAAGGAAAUGAUUCAUUUGAUGUUGGUCAACUGGCACUUGCGAUUGCCGGGAAGACACAGCCAGAACACAAUCCGCACACAGAGCCUAAACACUUCCUGUCUGCUGCCAAUACCAACGCACAAGCGAAAGUUGACAAACAGGGUCAGGCAUCAAGCACAUUGCCGUCACCCUCCAGCUCUCCAUCUUGGAGGUCUGGCGCCCCCUCGCCAGUUGAUAGCGAAGUUACAACGCCACCAAUGAGCGUGGCUGUGCCCUAUACUUCCCCGUAUUUACUCAACGCAUCGACUGGCAGCUCCAAGCGACCGCUAGAACUCGAAGAAGACGAGAAUCCAGCUCCGGUACAUGAGAAGAAAGCGAGGUGUCAUUGACGUAAUCAGGUUCAAGUUGAUCGAGAGACUGUUUGGAGCAAGAGGGAGCAGAACGUCAAGUGUUAGAAAUCAAAGAGGGAGAGCAAGGAGUGUGAGUGUCUAUGUAAAACAAUAACUAUACUGUUAGGAGAAAUAGAGUAAACGUUCG
This is a messenger RNA of Hyaloscypha bicolor E, 3136 nucleotides long. RefSeq lists its product as uncharacterized. Bases 1 to 2988 code for a protein of 995 amino acids. The record is from RefSeq and is a predicted model, not a curated record. The transcript has 4 exons. Lineage: Eukaryota; Fungi; Ascomycota; Leotiomycetes; Helotiales; Hyaloscyphaceae.